CCGUGUGGCAGUGGCAGCACAGCUCUGCACAACCGCAGCCUCCACCGAGCCGCCCCGGGCGCUCCGAACCAGCGAGACGCGGCCGCCGCCUGAGGGCAAACCGGGCCGGGCGGCCCCCCCCCCGCGGACUACACUUCCCGUCGGGCCCCGCGCCGAGGCAGCGCCGUCCUCCCAGGAGGCCGCGCGGCGCCGUGCUCUGCCAUUGGUCCGAUUCGAAAAGAAACCGCGGCCGGACGGAGCGUGCGGCCGGACGCGGCCGGGCCGGGCGGACGAUACGAGUUUUGCAGUGUGGCUUUGUGCAGCUGAUGAAUAAGGCUUCCAGAUCGGGACUACACACGCAUAUUUCUUUCCAGCCUCAGCUAAUGAACAGUCUUUUAAAGGUUGCAGCAGCACAUACCCUUUCGGGAAGGUAAGCUAACUCAUUUCCUUCAAGGCUUUUUCAGUGGAAAAGGGAAGGUGUAUAUGAUAGUGAACAUCAGCAAAUGUGCAUCAGCAUAUGAGGAAACACUCAAUGUGCUAAAGUUCUCAGGCAUUGCACAAAAAGUUUUAGUUAUGGACACACCUGUUCUUCCUCAAGAUCUGUCGUUUGGCCAGAAAUCAGCAGGAGACUCAUCACUGCUUAAUGUCCGUAGAAUGCCAAUCCCAAGGAAAAGAGAUACUAUCUUGGAAGAUGUGUAUGAAUGUGAUGAAGAGAUGGAGGAAAAGUGCAAUAUGUUAAAAGAAGCAGUGCAGGAAAAUUCAGAGAACGUUGUUAUUUCAAAAGAAAAAUACAUGAUGCUGGUGAAUCUGAUAGAAGAGCUGACGUACAAACUUAUUACUGAAAAGCAAAAUAAUCUACUGCUGGAAAUGAAAAUUCGUGAAGAAGUGGUUCAAGAAUUCAUGCAUUAUUUUGCUCAGCAGGAAGUGGAUUUCAAGUAAGCUGGCUUUAAGUAGUUUUAAAGUUACUUGUUAGGAAAGUGAGAGUAAAUUUACUUAUUUCUCAAAUCUCUCGUGGUUGUAAGAGACCACAAUCUUCUGUGGGAUCUGAUCUUCUACUGCAUCAGUUAAUAUGUUGGUUUCUGUUUGGAUUAUGAGUGCAGGAAAAAUGCUCUUUAGAAAACUUUGGUUUUCAUGUGGGAUGGGUAGGAGUGUGUGUUUAAUUUGCAAGCAAUGUUUUUUCUUGUAGAAGUCUUUCUAAGGGAAGAGUUGCUUUGGUAAGUUGUAGAAAGAGUGACAUGUACAAAUUCUUCGGUUCAUUUCUGUUUUAGUGAUACUCCAAACAUACUGUCUCAAGCAGCUUAGAAAAAAUAUUUUUGGUUAAGUGCUUUCCAUAAUGUGUACUUGUAUCCCUCUUAUUCUUCUGGCAUGUGUGAAAUAUACUUCUGGUUUAGGGAAGGAGCAUUGUUUAGUGUAUUGUUUUGUUGUGCCAAAAUAAAGAAGCAAGAAUCUUUGUUUAUAGGCAACUGUGCUAAUAACUUUUUAGCCUCUGUCAUGGCUAGCUUUUAGC
Oenanthe melanoleuca is the source of this 1486-nucleotide messenger RNA. RefSeq names its product kinesin-like protein KIF20B. The record is from RefSeq and is a predicted model, not a curated record. Lineage: Eukaryota; Metazoa; Chordata; Aves; Passeriformes; Muscicapidae. The transcript has 5 exons. Gene Ontology annotation, molecular function: ATP binding; microtubule binding; microtubule motor activity. The coding region runs from base 463 to 918 and encodes 151 amino acids. Gene Ontology annotation, biological process: microtubule-based movement.